AUGACUGAUCCUGCUGGUAUGAACAAGAAAGAAACAAUAACGGUACUUAGAGAGAUUGUAGGAAUCAAGAGAGAGAACCUCUUGCGGCUGGCUGGAGUGUUGAAGGUUGGAGUGUUGAAGGUUGGAGUGUUGAAGGAGAAUGCUGGUCUGAUCAACCUUGAAUGGAUAUUUGAGAUGAUAUCUGAUGAGAUUGAGAGAGCACCUAAGUACAUCUAUCUGGUAGACAUCGUUCCUAACCUCAGGUUUCUCCUCCGAUGUGGAGCCCUCACAGCUGAUCCAGAGUAUGAACUCAAGAAAUUCACGCAGAAGUACCCGUCAUACUUUGCACUGAACCUAGCCAUCCAUGAGAACAAGAUCCUUGAAGACGCAAAGGCACACGGGGCUAAACACCCGGAUAAGAUGAAAGAAGGAGGGCAGAGUGAUGAAGCUGAUUCAUCUAGACUAGCAAGAAGAAACGUCUUGUACCAGAACAGUGUCAAGGCAUGGCUAGGGUAUUUCCGUAACGAUCACCGGCUGGUUACCGUUGAUGUGUCAUGCGGUGUGAGUGAUCUCAUCUGGCAUCGAGUCUGUGAUUUCUUUGGUCAUGAUCUAGAAUGCCUGCCCAGGAAGACGGUCAAUACUGUCGUGCUAUUUGCUUUCAAUGGCUACGACUACUCGGCAAUAGAUAUGCAGAGAUACCAUAUGGAACUUAUUCACCUUAAGGACAUACUGCCAAAACCUGAUAUGUCGGCGGAUGCAGCACUACACACUCUAAGCAAACACAUCGACAAGACGGCGCCCACGGCUGAAUCAUUCUGCGUUGAUCUGAGCAGCACAACAAUCACAAAAGAUAUGGAGAGGCUGGAUCAUUCAAAGCGAGAGUUCCGUAGAGAGAUGAGGUUUAUUGAAUGGCACGACACAUUCUUGGACAAGUACAUCUUCAUCAGCUCCGAGAAGAAGGAGAGGGGCCGCAAGUCCAGUCUCUUCAUUCAGACCUUCAAGGUCAUCGCCACCACGGAGAACGAGGUCUGCCUUUUCCCUCCGGAGACCGACGUUGGUCUGUGUCAGGACCUGGCCUUCUCGUUCGGGCACCAUAGACACCCCUCGGCCAGAUAAGGAGGGUGCAACACUACCCCCUCCACACCCCUCUCCUCCCCUCCUCCCCUCCCUCUAGGCUCAGUGCAAAAAGGUUGUAAGUUCAGCGUUGGUAGGUCUGCAAGGAGCUUGUCUUUAGCCGACAACAGUGUUAUAACAUUCCAUUAAAACAAGUGAACGCACAUUGACUGGUUUUAGGUGCCUCAAGGGCUUAUUUCAACGGAUCAAUACCGUUUUAGAAUGUUACGUUGGAAAUGUUUAUUUGCAUUUGACACACAUAUGUUUGAGAAAUUGUCUCUUACGCCCUUUUGGCGGUUACUGGCGUGAUUGUCCACUCUGUGAGAUAGGCGUCAAUGGAGAAAAGAAAGAGCGCUAUUUUAGUUUUGCUCGUACUUACAACCUUUUUGCACACUCUAUAUGAGCUUGUCUGUAUAUUAAUUGAUCUUUUGUUGUAUUUUUAAACUAUGUUGAUUUAUAAUCUAUAUUGGAUUCGAUGGUCAUUGUAUUCAAAUUUGUCUGAAAUAUUUGACUUGACAUUGUGAAAAUAAAAAAUGAAAUGUUGUAUACAUUAUAAUUCAAAAUCAAACAGUUUGUUUGUUUACAUGUAUAUAGAUGUACUGGAGUUAAAAGCAAUGUAGAUUUCACAGUUUCAAAACAAUUGAAAGUUAUUAUAUAUGAAUAUUUUGUUGGUUGCCACAAAUGUGUAGCAAAAAUGGCAGUUGAUUUACAAAAAAAAGAGAAUUUUUCAUAGAAGGAAUUUGUUGAUGAUUAUUGUAAAGUGAUUCACAGGCAAUAUUACAUUGGGUUGUAUUCUGAAAGUGAUCUUAUCUUUUAUUGUCCUAAGAGUAUGUUGAUUGUCAUAUAACAACUACAUUACACAGGCAAUCGUUGUAUGAAACAUAAUCCCUAUAGACAGCACUUGACCCCAAGUUUUGUUCCAACUGAAGUUGUUACGACAAUCAAUAUGCUUUUCACUAACAUAAAGGCUAAUAUACCUUUUAGAAUACAACCUAUGGACUUUUGAACUCAAUUAACACAGGACCAAUUGACUGCAACUUGAAAUACAUGUACAGUAUAAUGAUCAAAAUUUUGAACCGGACCUUCGAGCUCACCGCAUCCACUUUAGUAUGAAUUUGCAUUCAACAAGAGCAUUAAUAAAAAUAGCAUAUCUUAUUAACCAAGGUUCUGAAUAAAUACAUCAAUACCGGUAUAACAAAAAUUACAAAGUUGGGGGAUCACUAAUUAAAACUUUUACGCCAACUAGUAUCCUUAAAGUUGCUCAUGCAUGGGUCUAUAGAGGGCAGCAUACUGAGCCAACGGGUGUUAGGCUCCUGUGCGUGCUAGUGUCCCUUUAUGCGUGCGUCCGUGUAGGAAAGUAAGAUUCGUUGGCUCAGUGUUCGCCAAGUUGCCUACUUCACGAACGACUAUAUACUCAUGUAUGAACAUCUUUUAAUUGACUUGAAUCUGAAUUGUUAGUGUUCAUAUCAUUAUUCAGAACUACGAUUAGAAAGAUGCUAUUUGUUUAGAUUUAAAGCCUGUCUGCAAGAGUUUUGCCAGGAGGGAGUAGACCACCUAGCAAGGCCAUUGACAGAUGGUUAUCUCAUCAAAUCAUCUCUCAAUUAACAUAAGAAAAAUGGGAUCAUGGGGGACCAACAGGUACUGCUUAGGCAUUGUUAGAUGGCGCAAUUAGAUUCAAAAGUAGUGCAGACAGGCUUUAAAUGCAACUGUGAUUUCUUUGAAAAUCUGAUCACAAAAAGAUUGAAUUAGACGGUGGGCUUAAGAUGACUACUCAGUGUUUUGAAUGAGCUUGCUUUGUACAACCAUUUGAUGACUAACAGGAGAAGUCAAUCCUGGGCCCGGUUUCAUGAAACUUAUUCUCAAUAACAUGUUACAAUAACUGUUAUAAGCUACUGAAAUCCUGGCAUUUGAUUGGCUGAGAGCAAGUUUGUCAUAGAAAUUUAACAUUUUGUAUUGAAGGCAAGUUUGAUGAAACAGGGUCCUGAUUUCAAGUUGAUUUCAAGAUGAACAGAAAAUCCGAGAAACAAGGCAGCUACUGGUGUCCAAACAUUUCAUCCCAUUUCCCCAUUUCAUUCUUCAUUUUCGGACUACAUAUUGCUAAAAUAUUAUUUUGAACAAAUUGAAAUAUAUUAGCAAAUUUCCAGGCAUAUUUGGUUAUUGAAAGUCAACUAAUAGCCCUGCAGUGGAACUGUGAGAGGAAUUCCCUCAGGAAUUCAGCAUCUCAUCGAUAUGAUAUCUACAAUUUAUGAAUCUUUUACAAAAAUGGAGAGCAUUGUUUGCUAAGGAGAUCAGAGAGUUGCCAAUUUGAUCAGUGAUCCUAAAAAUGUAUUUAAUUUUUUUUUUUAAUCGCUCUAAAAAAAAAAAAAAAAUCACCAGAUUUUCCUGUCAAAAAUUUGGUCUGCCCAUUUUCUCUCGUUUUCUGGUAUCAUCUUGAUCUCAAUAUAGACUAUCUUUGUACUGUUUUAUUCUGUAUAUACAUAGUUUGUGUGUUUUAUCACUUAGUACAACACUUUAUCUCUUUGGGCAUUAUAUGCCUGUUAUUACUCUGCUAACAGUUGAUAUAUAUACAGAGAUGGGCUUGUAACUUUGGCAUCCAUGUUUUUGCAUUAAAAGAAAUACAUAUUUUGAGAAAGUAUCUCAAGUGAGACGUUAAUUUGAUGAAAAUGAGAGACUAGAAUAGAUGAUUUGGGGAUCGUAUUGCUCUAUGUGUCCUGCCAGUAAUAUGAAUACUUCACAUUUUAAUUUGCAUUUUUUUAUUAUUAUUUUUUUUUUGAUUUGUAAUUAUCACCUUUCAUAUUUCAUUUUCUGAUUUGAAAAGAAUGUAUUACCAGGUAGAUAUUUUGUCAGUACAGUCAAACCUGCUUUAGUGACCACCUGUUUACAAGGACCACAAUUUUUGUUUCCCUUGAAAAUGUGUAUUUCAUUAAAACAUGUACUAAA
Strongylocentrotus purpuratus (purple sea urchin) is the source of this 4032-nucleotide messenger RNA. RefSeq lists its product as uncharacterized. The record is from RefSeq and is a predicted model, not a curated record. NCBI's taxonomy places the organism in Eukaryota, Metazoa, Echinodermata, Echinoidea, Camarodonta, Strongylocentrotidae. The coding region runs from base 1 to 1095 and encodes 364 amino acids. The transcript has 9 exons.